ACUCCCUGAGUUGGCCAUUUUAAGCGGAAUGAAGACUGUCAUUGUUUUAUUUAUAUCUUGUGUAGCAAGGCUGUGCUCUUGCGGACUGGAAUCUUCAUUCUCCUUUGAUGUGUCAAACCCGGAUAGGGUAAAGACUACGCUUACUAGUAAAAAAUACUCUGGAAUCGAGCAUGAUCAGUAUUCGGUUGAUGAAGAAUAUACUGUCACUGAAGUUAGGGAUGGAGGUACUACCAUACGGAAGAUUACUGAAGGUGAAAAGUGCACCGCUAUUGAUUUAUACUCUAAGGGUGAUGAGAAGUUUCUAGUUGUAUGGGUUUUUAGUGGAACUUUGCAACUCCUUCGUUUUGAAAAGAAUGGUACUGAAUGGAAUCCUAUUACAAAGAAAGAUUUUGAUAACAAGCUCUCUGAAAUUUCUCCAGAGGCAUCUCAGGAUGCUGACGCCUACCAGUCUACCAGUCUAAACAUUGCAAAUCCUGACAAGUCCAAGGUAGAUGUCUCUGAGAGGGAAGAACAUGGUGUUACAUACAAAACAUAUUCCCUAAAUGAUAAUGUCUACGUUUCUUCCAUUGUAGAGAAUAAACUGAUUAUUUUGACAAGUGGUGGAGGCAAAAAGCUUAAAUCCGCACAAUACCAUUUCUACGAUAGAUAUGCAUUUUUAACCGUAGACUCGAUUGAUCUCGGUUCUCCUACGUCCGAGUAUUUUAGAAAAGAAAAUGGGAAGUGGGUUCCCAUAGAGAAGGAAAAGUACGAUAGGAAGCUAAAAGAACUGCUGGAGCAAGCUGCAGACGUUGCCAAGCGGGUUGCUCGAGAUGAUGAAGAAACUAGCGAUUCUGAAGCUCCAUCAGGUGAUGCAGACACCCAGUCAUCUAAACAGACAGAACAUGAUCCUUCAAAUCGAGGCGUUGUCGAUAUUUCUAUAGUUAAUUCACCCCUUUGCCUAUUCAUUGAUUACACGUUCGCUUCUAAUGCAAUAAAACUUGUUGUCCCCAGGAAUGAUGUUUCUGUUACAAAGCUAAUGAAUGGUAAGGAAGAGAUCUACACUCUUUCCUCUGGAGAGACGUUCGAGUAUGCCAGAGUAUAUCUUAACAAAGGCGCAAAGUCUGAACUUGUAUUUGUAGUCACCAGAACAUCUUCUGAAAUAUCACGUAAAGCAUAUUGUAAAAGUGGACAUGUUUGGAGAAAUUGUAGCAAUUAUGACGCACAGAUGAAAAAUUCAAGAGUUUCUGCAGAAUGGAUCUCAAAUUUUGAAGUUGACCUUGCAUCAACCACCGAUACCUAUGAGUGUACUGUAUUUCAAGUAGCGUUACUAGGCAUUACUACCAAACAAUUUUACCCAAAGCCUGGAUACAUGGCUAUAGAGGUAAAAGACGGAAAUAAAGUUUUAUGGCAUGCAGAAAAGCCUCAGACUCUUAAUGGAACGUUAACCGGAGUCUUUGGCGGUUACAACGGCUACUGCCGUUCUUGCAUUAUUUCUGAGAAUGGAGAUAUGAUGCUAUUAGAAAUGGCCUUGUUUGUGGAUGAAUCAAUGGUCUAUAAGUACUUUGAGAAGACUACUGAUGGUAAAUGGGCUCCCAUAGAGAAGAAAGACUAUGAAAAGAAACUAGGCCAAAUAAAGCAACAUUACAUUAAAAAUAGCAAGCCAAGGGAACAGGCUAACCCGAAUGAGAAGAAACUCCUCACCAUGGAGAAUACGGAAUAAAUAGAGCAAUUUAACAAACAAAAUCUGAAAUAAAGAUUUACACUCACGAUUAAUGCAGCCAGUCGCCAAUUGUCAAAAGAGUUUCCAA
Molecule: messenger RNA, 1787 nt
Organism: Theileria equi strain WA
Lineage: Eukaryota; Apicomplexa; Aconoidasida; Piroplasmida; Theileriidae
Exons: 1
Coding region: 29-1699 (556 amino acids)
Source: RefSeq, a predicted model, not a curated record